AUGACUCCCAAAGUUCUAGUCGUUCUGACCUCGGCAAACGAGAUCCCCAAGCUGCAAAAGCCUACGGGCUGGUAUCUGCCUGAAUUCGCUCAUCCCCAUGAGGUCCUCCACAACAAGGUCUCUCUGACCAUCGCCUCGCCCAAGGGCGGCGAAGCCCCUCUAGACCCCGCCUCGGUGGAAAUGUUCAAGUCCGACGCGACAUCGACAGAGUUCCUCUCGGAGCAAAAGGCCCUCUGGACAAACACCCACAAACUGUCCGACGUCCUCGCUCGCGCCGAUGAAUUCGACGCUUUGUUCUACGUCGGUGGUCAUGGCCCAAUGUUCGAUCUUACGACAGAUCCAACCUCCAUAUCUCUAAUCCAAACUUUCGCCGCUGCCAAGAAACCCGUUGCGGCCGUCUGCCACGGUCCCUGCGUGUUCCUGAACGCGGUGGCCCCCAACGGCGUGCCCCUCCUCUCCGGCGCCACCGUAACGGGCUUCUCCAACGAGGAAGAAGACCAGGUCCAACUCUCGGCUGCGAUGCCGUUUAUGCUGGAGACGGAGUUGCAGAAGGUUUCGGAGGGUGGGUAUGUCAAGGCUGCGGAGCCUUGGGGGGUGAAGGUUGUUGUGUCGAAGACGGCGGGUGCUGGGGGCGUUUUGAUUACGGGGCAGAAUCCGGCGAGUGCAACGGGGGUUGGGGAGGCAAUUUUGAAGGCUUUGGGGCUUUAG
This is a messenger RNA of Penicillium brasilianum, 708 nucleotides long. The record is from the annotation of a GenBank genome assembly. Lineage: Eukaryota; Fungi; Ascomycota; Eurotiomycetes; Eurotiales; Aspergillaceae.